CGGCGCGCGAGGGCACACCUGGUCAGACCGAGGAAAGGAGAGCACCUCAAAUACACAAACACCUUCACACAGCAGCACCCGGGUUAAUCACUUGAGGAAUGCGGUGCCAUUAGGACGGAGAGCUGAAAGUUCAUAUCAACUUCAACUUGAGUUAAUUUUCAACAACUUGACACACAAGGAGGAACUUUAUCCAAAACAAAACAAACAAAAAAAAAAAAAACAAAAAAAAAGGGAAUCAUGGCCACAGGCGGAUUUAAGUCAAACGCCACGACGGACUUUUUGGAGGAAUGGAAAGCCAAACGAGAGAAAAUGAGAGCCAAAAUGCUCGGGGACAUUGCUGCAGCUACCGGUGCUACUGGCAACGCAAACAGCAGCCGCACCGAGCUCAACAACAAUGGCAACCCGGACCGGAGUGCCUCCACUGGGAACUGCCUCCCCUCCUCCUACGCGGUGGUUCGGUCCGCCUCCGGCACUGCUCUGAAGAGACCCGAGGAGGAAACGCACCAUCCUGUUGCACCCACAGCCGCUGUCACCCCGGGGGGCAACCUGAAGAAGGCCCCGCCUCAGAUGGAAAAGGCUCAGUGCACGACGCCGGACUCCAGCAGUCCCAUGGCUUGCAAUGACAGUGACAAGGAGAGUCCAUCACCCAGUAAGGGGAAAGAGAAGAAGAGCGCUGGUCCUAGUGCCAGAAAGGGGAAAGGACAGAUUGAGAAGAGGAAGUUGAGGGAAAAGAGGAGGUCGACAGGUGUUGUCAGCAUGCCAUCUAAUGAGAGCCUGGAUGAGCUGGAUGAUGACGACGCAGGGGAGAAAAACAGGAGGGAGGAAGAGGAGCUGGUCCAGGCCAACACUGUCCAGAACGAGGCCAUGAUAUCUGACCCCGCCACUGGCCACUUAAUGGAAACCCCAAGAUCUGGGAGCGGCCGCCACAAGAGCUCUACAGGAUCUGAGGAGGAGAUGGGUGGGAACAGCAGACAACGACACAACCGUCACGGCAGAGACGGAGGAGCACCAGGAAGUCUGGAGAAAAGGAUGGACGAGCUGGAAAAGGAGCUGGCCAGAGAGCGUCAGGAGAACGCCAGGUUGAUGAAGGCUCACCAGGAUAAAGACGACCUAAUCGGGAAGCUGAAGGAGGAAAUUGACUUGUUGAACAGAGACCUGGAUGACAUUGAAGAUGAGAAUGAGCAACUCAAACAGGAGAACAAGACUCUGCUGAAAGUGGUGGGUCAGCUGACGAGGUAGAACCGCUCUGCAUGGCUCGGAUCCAGCAACCCAGCCCCCCCCCCCCCCCCCCCCCCCAUCCCCCUGAAGAAUGGAGCAUCUCUAUUGCCUCCCAACCUCUUGCCCUGGGACAAGUUCAUCAGCGUGGCCCUUUCUCUGUUUGAUUCUGUCUCUUUGUCUGUUAGAGGUGAAACUGUAAGGUAGUCAUCCUCAGAGCCUCACAGCCUUAAAUGCAUCCCCUGAGGAGGAUUUAUAUCAUUUAUUGUGAUACCUGAGUGAGCUAGAGGCUAACUUCUCCUGUCCUGACAUCGGGAUUGUCUGUCAUCGUAUACAUAUUUAAUGUAAAUGUACUGUAUAUAGGCCAUUUAGAUUGUUAAUUUUUUUUUGAUAAGAUCUUAAAAAGUAAAAUGAAUGUAUGUGCUGCACAAACAAGAGCACACAAAGUAGAGGCAAAAAAACAAAAUGUCUCAAUUUAUAUUCUUCCUCAUCUGUGCGCACAGCCAUCACCCAGGUGAAUACAAAAACAUCUCCGGUGUUGCAGUGUUUGAAUUGUGUCUGAGGCCGGUGUGCUUUCAUCAGUGAACUUGUAACAGUGGAGCUACUGUAUAAGAGCACUUGGACCAAAUUCAACAUAAUUACUGCUACAGUACCAUCAGCCAAAGUGGGCAUAGUGCCUCGCAAUGCAUGUGAGAUUUUUUUUGUCGAUUCUUUGAAAAACUAAAAAGCCUGGUGCUUUAUUAAUGAACAGUAGUGCCAGAUUUACUUUCUUCCAGUAAUUUCUUGGUACAUUUGAAUCCCACUAGGGCGUCUAAAAGCCUGAAUUUUAUUAAAGUAUGUUUAAUAUUUCCAAUAUAGAUGCUGCAAGAUGACACAAGCAAGCAAGCCUCACAUAAAUUGCUUUACGCAUUUCAACAUCUUGAGUAUUCUACUUGUCCGUGAUUAAUUGUGUUAGGGUGAAACCCUUAUCUAGUAUGUGGAGUCUUUUUUUAAGCAUUUUUCUUUCUGUAAUUGGUUUACAAGUUAUGUCUGCAAUGUUUGGUAGUUGUUAAGCUGCUCUGAUUACAGCAUCUAAGAUGUGUGGCGUGAGCUACAGUGCAUUUUUUUGUAUGAUAACCAAAUGAACUGAAGGACAAUACUAUUUGAAAUGCAUCUCUUUCGUUUUCUCAAGGGAACAGGCUCGGCUGGUAGAGGCAUUUUUCUUUAACUUUCUAUAUUUAGAUUGUUAUAUUUUACUUGAGGAGCUUUUCAGAAAGCUCCUGCACUGUAGCAAAUAAUCUGUAGGUUUUAGACAGUCAAUAGACCACUCUACUUCUGCACACACACACACACACACACAGAUACAUACAUAUAUAUAUUUGGGGUAAAGAUCGUCCCCUCGCAGAAAGACAUCACCGACCCAUCUCUUUUUCCAUUACAUUAUGCAUGUACAGAAGAUUAAGUCAUUUAAUAAAAGUUUGAUUAUCUCUCUCCUCA
Molecule: messenger RNA, 2691 nt
Organism: Scomber japonicus (chub mackerel)
Lineage: Eukaryota; Metazoa; Chordata; Actinopteri; Scombriformes; Scombridae
Gene: pawr
Product: PRKC, apoptosis, WT1, regulator
Exons: 7
Coding region: 238-1239 (333 amino acids)
Biological process (GO): apoptotic process; positive regulation of apoptotic process
Cellular component (GO): cytoplasm
Source: RefSeq, a predicted model, not a curated record